Aspergillus candidus is the source of this 532-nucleotide messenger RNA. RefSeq lists its product as uncharacterized. The transcript has a single exon. The record is from RefSeq and is a predicted model, not a curated record. The coding region runs from base 296 to 454 and encodes 52 amino acids. NCBI's taxonomy places the organism in Eukaryota, Fungi, Ascomycota, Eurotiomycetes, Eurotiales, Aspergillaceae.
GCGUCGCCGGCGCUGAGAUCGUCCAGCUGUGGGUCGUCCCGCCCCCGACGGGCGUGAACCGCCCCGUGCGCGAGCUCAAGGGCUUCACCAAGGUGUUCCUCACCCCCGGGGAGAAGAAGACGGUGCAGAUCACCGCGGAGAAGAAACUGGCAACGAGCUGGUUCGACGAGCAGAGGGCGAAGUGGGCGAGCGAGAAGGGCGAGUAUAAGGUUGAGGUCACGGGCACCGGGGAUGAGGUCCUCACUGGUUCUUUCUCCGUGGAGAAGACCAGAUACUGGCUGGGUCUGUGAGGUGGAUGUGGUUUCCUUCACAAAACAAGACGUACAUAUCUAUCUGUGUGUAUAUAUACCUCGACGAUAAACUAGAUUUGUUUGGUCUUGGUUUGGGUUUGACUUUGUGUUUGGUUCUGUUGUCUGCUUGUGGAAUCAGAAAAGAAGGGCAGAUGGAUGGAUGAAUGAAUGAAUAAAUGAGACGAGAUGAUGAAAAAAGUCAGAUCGGAUGAUAGCGACAAAUUGAAUUGGAUUUAUUGAUU